CGGAGCUAGGCUGAGCAGUCCGGACAGAGAGCAGCGCAGAGAGAAGCCGAAGAGUUUCAGCAGAAAAACAGCAGAAAAACACGGCGAGCCCUGCGAGCACGUCCCCGCCUCCGAGUCGCUGUCCCUCCACGCCGCCUCGCAGCUGAGCUAAAGUGCUGAUCGCAGGAUGAACGGAGACUCAGGUGUUGGGGUGGUGACGGCCGCCCCCACCAACCCGCCCCAUAAGGAGCGCUACUUCGACCGUGUGGAUGAGAGCAGCGCCGAGUACCAGAGAGAGAGGAACAUGGCGCCGGACCUCCGACAGGACUUCAACAUGAUGGAGCAGAGGAAGAGAGUGUCCAUGAUACUUCAGAGUCCGGCUUUCUGUGAAGAGCUGGAGACUCUGAUUCAGGAUCAGAUGAAGAAGGGAAAGAACCCCACCAGCCUCCUGGCCCUGCAGCAGAUCGCUGACUUCAUGACCACCAGCGUCCCCACCAUGUUCCCCGCCACUCCGCAGGGGGGCAUGGCUGCCCUUAACAUGAGUCUGGGUAUGGUGACCCCAGUGAAUGACCUCAGAGGCUCUGACUCCAUCGCCUAUGAGAAAGGAGAGAAACUGCUGCGCUGCAAACUCGCUGCCUUCUACCGUCUGGCCGACCUGUUCGGCUGGUCCCAGCUCAUCUAUAACCACUUAACGGUCAGACUGAACUCUGAACAGGAGCGUUUUCUGAUUGUCCCAUUUGGACUUCUGUACAGCGAAGUCUCCGCCUCCAGUUUGGUGAAGAUAAAUCUGCAGGGGGAGAUUGUGGACAGAGGAAGCACUAACCUGGGUGUGAAUCAGGCUGGCUUCACCCUGCACUCCGCCAUCUAUGCCGCCCGGCCCGACGUCAAGUGCAUCGUUCACAUCCACACGCCUGCUGGCGCCGCGGUAUCUGCGAUGAAGUGCGGUCUCCUGCCCAUUUCUCCUGAGGCUCUGUCUCUGGGGGAGGUGACCUACCACGACUACCACGGUAUCCUGGUGGAUGAGGAGGAGAACAUCCUCAUACAGAAAAACCUCGGCCCCACCAGCAAGGUGCUAAUUCUGAGGAACCACGGGCUGGUUUCAGUCGGAGAAACAGUGGAAGAGGCUUUUUACUACAUCCACAACCUGGUCAGAGCCUGUGAGAUUCAGGUGCGUACCCUGGCGAGUGCAGGUGGUCCUGAUAAUCUGGUGAUGCUGGACCCCACCAAGUAUAAAAGCCGUUCUCGUCACCCAGAGCCAGUCGGAGACGGGACGAGCCUACAUCCCAAGUGGCAGGUCGGGGAGCAGGAGUUCGAAGCCCUCAUGCGGAUGCUGGAUAAUCUGGGCUACAGGACCGGCUACCCGUAUCGCUGCCCGGCUCUGCGCGACAAAGCUAAAAAGUACAGUGAUGUAGAGAUCCCGCCUUCCACCACAGGUUAUUCGUAUGCGGAGGACAGCGACUCGGGGGCUCGCUCUCCGCUGAAGCACAGCUUCCAGCGGCAGCAGCGGGACAAGAACCGCUGGCUGAACGCCGGCCGGCCAGACGAGGCCUCCGAGGAGGGCCUGGAAGGCAGCGGCAGCCCCAAGGCGAAGACUAAGGUGUGGACGAACAUAACACACGAUCACGUCAAACCCUUGCUGCAGUCUCUCUCGUCCGGUGUCUGCGUGCCAAGCUGUAUAACCAACUGCUUGUGGACGAAGGAGGAGAGCCUUCGACAGGCUGCUGUGGCCAAUCAGUUUGUUCCACUCAACACAAACCCUAAAGAGGUCCAGGAGAUGCGCAACAAGAUCCGUGAGCAGAACCUGCAGGACAUUAAAACAGCAGGCCCACAGUCACAGGUGCUCACAGGGGCUGUGGUGGAGCGUUCCUUCGUCCAGAGAGCGACUAUCUGGCACGAUGCUCCUCUGUCUGACUGUUUGGAGUCUAUCGAUGGCCUUGACCUCUCAGACAGCUGUAGCCCUGCUAGGUCUUUUAGAAAGGGGGAGCUAGUGACCGCCUCUAAAGCCAUUAUUGAGAAGGAGUACCAGCCUCGUGUGAUUGUAAGCAAGACUGGACCAAACCCCUUCAACAAGCUUACUGACCAGGAGCUGGAGGAGUACCGCAAAGAAGUGGAGCUCAAACAGAAAGGCCAAGAAGAACAGGUUGAAGAGUCGGUCAGCUCAUUGGUCUCAAACCCAGGGGAAGUUGCCACCCCUUCUGCCUUCUCAGAUCACAAUUCGGAGGAGCUCCACACCCCGGCAGCUCCUUUUUCCUCCACUGUCCCCAGCCGAAGCGCAGAUUCUGGGGCAGGCUCAGGAAGGGUCAGCCCCUCUGGUCCUCCGGAGUCACCACAUAAGGAGUUUCACUGCGCUGUGCUGAAAGCCCUCAGCGUCACCCCAGAGCUGUCUGGGCAGGCUCCAUUUGGUAUCGACAGCCAAGCUGCAGAUCAGUCACAGGAACCAGAGGAGGUGGGAAAAGGCCAGAGCCCCACUCGUACUCCACCUAGCACCCCAAUCCGAGUAGAAGAAGAAGCGCAGCAGGAACGGAGCCCUAAAGACGACAGCGAUGCCGCCACUUUGAGACAGACCCUCCCCGACCUGACCCCUGAUGACCCCUCAGAAGCCGCCACCGCCGCCGCCCCCUUGCCUGCAGAAGAAGCCGCCCCGGCUCACACCGAGCCGCCCACGCACCCCGACGGGGAGGAGCCUGCUGCGGCCGACGACGCUGCGGGUGACCAGGGCAGUGACGAAUCCCCCAACAAAUCCCCCUCCAAGAAAAAGAAGAAAUUCCGCACCCCUUCAUUUCUUAAGAAGAACAAAAAGAAGUCAGAGACCUAGAGAGAAAGCUCUGAAACACUCCUAGGCUUCCACGGCAUCCAUUCGAUUACCUUUUUUAUUUUCAUUUUUAUAUAUAAUAUACAUACAUGCACACUAUAUAUAUAUAUAUAUAU
Pygocentrus nattereri (red-bellied piranha) is the source of this 2907-nucleotide messenger RNA. It is a transcript of the gene add1, whose product is annotated as adducin 1 (alpha). The coding region runs from base 167 to 2794 and encodes 875 amino acids. Gene Ontology annotation, biological process: positive regulation of establishment of endothelial barrier; barbed-end actin filament capping; positive regulation of adherens junction organization. Gene Ontology annotation, cellular component: postsynaptic density; cytoskeleton; plasma membrane. Gene Ontology annotation, molecular function: actin filament binding. The record is from RefSeq and is a predicted model, not a curated record. Lineage: Eukaryota; Metazoa; Chordata; Actinopteri; Characiformes; Serrasalmidae. The transcript has 18 exons.